AUGUCAUCUGACCUCCUUUUGGCGCGUCUUCCGUCCGAACUGAUCGUGUCGAUCUUUGGUGCCCUUCCCUCGUUCUCAGACGUGGCCUGGUUUGCGGCCACCAGCCGUCGCCAUCGCCAGGUGUGGGUUGACAAUGCCUAUACCAUCUAUCAACAGGUGGCCCCUCGGACGAUUCCCUGUAGCAAGCAUGCGCGGGUGCUUCUGGCCGAUCAGGGGGGUCCCCCGGUCAGCGAUACACACUUAUCCUUCCAGGAGGUCCUCCAAUUGAUCCGGAACGCCGCGGCCUUGGAGCAAUCUGUGGCGGAAUUCGAAAAGAAUCACAUCAGUCGCGUCGUAGAAUAUUCGCCCUUCAAAUUAAAGACUCGCCUACCCCAUCUGACGCGUACCGAGCGUGUUCGAUACAUUCGGGGCGUUUACCAGCUGUGGGGUUUAGCACUCCUAGGCCCAGAACCAAGACAGCAGCGCGUUCAGUCCAUGAAGCUCAAGGAUCUGCUGAUCGUUCGCGAUCUAGCCCUGGGUAAUGUGGUGCAUAUCCCGGACCCGACUGUCCAGGCCAUGGGAGAUGGAGACCCUAUGGCCGCGCUUGAGGUGAUAUGUGCGGAUCUCUACCCACGUUUAGAACAGCUUGUGAGUGACUAUUACGAUGAAUACCUCAGCUCGUGGAACUGGCCUUAUUCGGAGGGACUCAGGGGAAGCAUCACCAUCUGGGAUUCAUACUAUGGCAAUUACAAAGACAUGUUGCUAGAUGAUUCCCGUGGAAGGCGCUGUCCGGCCCCGGAGCUGGUGUGGUAUGAUACCUCUGAUGAAGAGGGGAUAUGGUAG
Molecule: messenger RNA, 822 nt
Organism: Aspergillus melleus
Lineage: Eukaryota; Fungi; Ascomycota; Eurotiomycetes; Eurotiales; Aspergillaceae
Exons: 2
Coding region: 1-822 (273 amino acids)
Source: RefSeq, a predicted model, not a curated record